Fraxinus pennsylvanica is the source of this 1302-nucleotide messenger RNA. NCBI's taxonomy places the organism in Eukaryota, Viridiplantae, Streptophyta, Magnoliopsida, Lamiales, Oleaceae. The record is from the annotation of a GenBank genome assembly.
AUGGGUGGUGGUGGUGGUGCGAGGUGGUGGUGUAGAUGUUGGGUGCAUCAUGUUGUGGUCGACGAUGGUAAUGUAGAUAGUGGUUACGAUGUUGGUGAUGAAUUUGAGGAAGUGAUGGUCAUGUUGGCAGUGGUGAUGUGGGCGGUGUUGGAUCGGAAUAGGUGGACCCGGCAUUUUUCUGAGAUUGAGCAGGAUGAGAGUUAUGCCUCUGUUCUAAAGUUUCAAUUAGAAGAUGCAAUAGAGAAGGAAGACUUCCACGAAGCUGCUAAGUUGAAACUAGCUGUUUCAGAAGCAACAUCAAAAGAUAUUAGUGCUGAAAUUAUGUCUCAAUUGAAGAAUGCAAUUAAUGAAGAACGUUACAGUGAUGCUUCAACAUUGUGCCGAAAUUAUGGAGAAGAAAAUGAGAAUAAUAUUACCAGCGAGAAUACUGAAGAGGAAGCUAGUGAUUUGGAUGACAAUCAGCCAGAUCUGGCUGCUGUUCAAGGAGAUAGUGACACAAUGAAAGACGAAACAGAUUUAGAUAUGAAGCUUUUUAUUGGUGGGGUUUUACAUAAUAAAGAAGAUACUCCUAACAAGGAUGAGUUCGUUCAUGUUCCAGCCAAUAUCAAGGAUAUGGAGAGGGGUUCUUUUGUGUUGCAUAUCCCAAAGAGAUUUCAAGAUCAUGAUACUGAAGAGAACAUAGCAUCGAAGGCCAAAGUGGCUGCUAUAGCUGCCCAAGGUGUUUCUGAGCUGAUGCCCCCCGCUGUGGCCAAGGCAUUCUGGAGUUCUGAUAAAGUUUCUUCAAAGAUUAUAGGAGAAGAAAAUGAGAAUAAUAUUACCAGCGAGAAUACUGAAGAGGAAGCUAGUGAUUUGGAUGACAAUCAGCCAGAUCUGGCUGCUGUCCAAGGAGAUAGUGACACAAUGAAAGACGAAACAGAUUUAGAUAUGAAGCUUUUUAUUGGUGGGGUUUUACAUAAUAAAGAAGAUACUCCUACAAAGGAUGAGUUCGUUCGUGUUCCAGCCAAUGUCAAGGAUAUGGAGAGGGGUUCUUUUGUGUUGCAUAUCCUAAAGAGAUUUGAAGAUCAUGAUACUGAAGAGAAACAUAGCAUCGAAGGCCAAAGUGGCUGCUAUAGUUGCCCAAGGUUGCAAGUUACACAGGUCAAGGAAGGAUUGCAGAAUUUGGGUUCCGGAAUCCAAAGUGGGUCGAGGGUGAACUUCUACAACUCAAUGGCAGGGGUAUGGGCCCCUAAGUCAAAGGCGCAGACCUCGGUUUUCUUUACGUUGUUCCCGAGCAAAGUUUUCUUGUACUCUUCAAUCGUUUGA